Messenger RNA from Yamadazyma tenuis ATCC 10573, 1380 nucleotides. The record is from RefSeq and is a predicted model, not a curated record. Lineage: Eukaryota; Fungi; Ascomycota; Pichiomycetes; Serinales; Debaryomycetaceae.
AUGGGUCAGCAAUUUAAUUCUGAGCUCCCGGUGCACCACCGGUUCAGCCCGAAAAAGAACGUGUUAAUUAUCACCACAAAGCGAUUGUUGGUGGGCAUCACUGCGCUCGUGGUGCUCUUCUUACUCGUUGGCAAUGGUUCCAAGGUGAUACCUGAGCUUCAAGCACAGGAGAUUGAUACUCAAAUAAUCGACAAUAAUCUCGAGAAGGUCUACGAGGUCACAAAGGAUGGUGUGGCUGAGAGGUCAGCGGGCCCCGACUUUGAAUAUUACGAUUUGAACCUGUUUACUGGAUCGGCCCAAGGUAUGAAAAAUCAGGAUGUGGUGCUUUUCUUGAUGCCGCUUCGAAACGCCGAGCACGUCUUGUCCAUGGCCUUCCACAACAUCAUGAACUUGACGUAUGAUCACUCGUUGAUAGAUAUAGCGUUUUUGGUGUCGGACUGUUCAGAGGGUGACACCACUUUGGAAAAGACAUUUGAAUACAGUGUGGCUCUACAGAACGGAACGUUGGUGGACAAGUUGCAAAGGGAAGAGGCUAUCAAGGCCAAGUACCGUCGGGGCUCGUCCGACUUGUACCAGUUGUACAUGGACCAAGAUUAUAUGAACAAUGUGCGGAAAUCGUAUAACCCUAGAUACUAUCACAAAGAUUAUCUGAAGCCAUUUAGAUCCAUCACCAUCUACCGAAAGGAUUUCGGUCAAGCUAUUGGCCAGGGGUUCAGUGAUAGACAUGCUGUCAAAGUGCAGGGGAUCAGAAGAAAAUUGAUGGGAAGAGCCCGAAAUUGGUUGACCACCAACGCUCUCAAGCCCUACCAUUCGUGGGUUUACUGGAGAGAUGUGGAUAUUGAAACGUGUCCAGGGUCUGUGAUCCAAGACUUGAUGAAACACGACUAUGAUGUAAUGGUGCCCAAUGUGUGGAGGCCAUUACCAUCGUUUUUGGUGGAUGAGCCCCCAUUUGAACAGCCAUAUGACUUGAACUCAUGGAUUGAAUCGGACCCAGCAUUGGAAUUGGCAUCCAAGUUAGACGAAGAUGAUGUGAUAGUGGAAGGGUAUGCCGAGUACCCUACGUGGAGAGUUCAUUUGGCGUAUAUUCGUGAUCGGAACGGUGACCCCAAUGAAGCCGUCGAUUUGGAUGGGGUUGGAGGAGUGUCUAUUCUUGCCAAAGCCAAGUUAUUCCGACAAGGAGUUCACUUCCCAGCCUUCACAUUCUUGAACCACGCUGAAACAGAAGCGUUUGGGAAGAUGUCCAAGAAAAUGGGUUUCCGGGUUGGAGGUCUUCCUCAUUAUACUAUCUGGCACAUUUACGAACCUAGCGAAGAUGAUUUAAUGAAGAUAGCCAAGCUUGAAAGAAAGAAAAGACGUCAAAAACAGACGAAGAACCCAUAG